UCAUUGCCAAAGACCCUUGCGGUACGAGUGAUCCCUACGUUAAAUUUCGGAUCGGCAGCCGGCAGAUCUACCGCAGUCGGACGCUCACUAGAACGCUGGAACCUUUCUGGGAUGAGUCCUUCAGUGUUCCUCUCGAUGACAUCUCGCUGCCCUUGCACGUGAAAGUUUACGAUUAUGACUUCGGGCUGCAAGAUGACUUCAUGGGUGCUGCAGAAAUAGAGAUCGAUACGCUAGAGCUAGAUAAACCUACGGAUUUAUUGGUGAACCUAAGUGAGACGGGGAAGCAGGAAGAUGCGAACGCUGCACAGGACCUCGGGUAUUUAAUGCUCAUCCUCAGUCUGAGUCAGAAACCCUUCGAAGAACGAGCGCAUUAUUUCACGAAGAAUAGUAACCCUCUCAAGUUGGGAAGCUCUCAAGACUCCUCUGUGAUCGCUGGACCGGUGAAUCGGAAGCAGAAAAUACAGAUGUGGGACUCUGUCGUAAAUAUUGUUCUGGUCGAGGGUAAGAAUUUGUUGCCCAUGGACGAAAACGGACUCAGCGACCCUUUUGUGAAGUUCCGACUAGGCAACGAAAAGUAUAAGAGCAAGUUUUGCUUGAAAACAUUGAAUCCUCAAUGGCUAGAACAGUUCGAUUUGCACAUGUAUCAAGAUCAGCCAAAAGUUCUCGAUAUCGCGGUUUGGGACAAAGAUUUCGGAGGUCGUAAUGAUUUCAUGGGAAGAUGCAGUAUCGAUCUGAAGUCUCUAGAGCCUGAGACGACUCACCCAAUUUGGCAGGAAUUAGAAAAUGGCGCAGGUCGCAUAUUUCUUCUCAUUACGAUAUCAGGCACGCAGGGCUCAUCAUCAGUGUCGGAUCUGGCUACCUACGAGCCCUCGGCAGCGCAGAGAGAUGCCAUCGCUUCAAAAUACAAUUUCAAAAACAGUCUACAUAAUGUGAACGAUGUCGGAUUCCUCGUGGUCAAAGUUUUCAAAGCGAUGGGUCUAACAGCAGCGGACCUCGGAGGCAAGAGUGAUCCGUUCUGCGUGCUCGAGCUUGUCAACGCUCGACUCCAAACUCACACUGAGUACAAGACUCUCUGUCCCGAAUGGAAUAAGAUCUUCACGUUUAAAGUUCGGGACAUCCACUCGGUGUUGGAGCUGACCGUCUACGACGAGGAUCGCGACAAGAAAGUUGAAUUUCUCGGAAAAUUGGCAGUCCCUCUGAUAGGGAUUAAGAAUGGAGAGAAGAAAUGGUAUCAACUCAAGGAUCGUGAUUUGAAGAAACGCGCAAAGGGCCAGAUCCUGCUCGAAUUCGAAGUUGUCUACAACCCGAUCAAAGCGUGCAUCCAAACGUUCAAUCCCAAAGAGGUCAAAUAUAUGCAGUUGGAUCAAAAGUUUAGGCGGGUGAUAUUCAUGCGUAACGUCAACCGUGUCAAGAGUCUUGUGAUGCACAUCGUCGAGGCUGGAAGGUUUAUUAAUUCCUGCUUUCAGUGGGAAUCAGUACCACGUUCCAUCAUAGCCUUCGCGCUGUUCCUGAUCAUAACCUGGACUGCGGAACUGUACAUGUUCCCAUUGGCAUUGCUGCUCAUCUUUGCAAAAAAUUAUCUCCUCUUCCAGAUGACAGGGUCUACCGGCGAAGAAGAGCUUUAUGACUACCAAGACGAUGAUGAUGAUGAGGAACGAGACCGUCCGGAGGAGAAGAAGACGUUGAAAGAACGGCUCCAGGCGGUUCAAGAGAUAACUGCCAUGAUCCAAAAUGUUCUAGGUCAGGCGGCAUCUCUGGGCGAAAGAGUCAAGAACACCUUCAACUUUAGCGUAACUUUCCUCUCCUGGCUAGCUGUGAUCGCGCUCUGUGUGGCUUCAUUGCUCCUGUAUCUCGUGCCUCUGCGGUAUAUCAUACUCGCAUGGGGCAUAAACAAAUUCACCAAGAAGCUCCGAAACCCCGACGUGAUCCCGAAUAAUGAACUCCUGGAUUUCCUCUCUAGAGUCCCUGACAACGAGGAGCGGAUAAACAAUCGAGAAUUGAAACCGGUACAAACCGCUCAGGGCGAACCUGAGCGCAAACUGCGGAAACGAAAAUGAACCUGGACGGCUCCAAAUUGAGUCUGAGGUGGAUUCUAAGUGAUCGAGCUCUGCGCGCCGCUACCGCCGCAGUGUUCCCAAGAGUAUCUCUCAGUUCAUCCGCCGUCCGCGGACAGAUCUUGGCUUCUGGUUUCUGAGAAGGAACUCUCGAAUAUCAAAACCCGCAGCUCUGCAUGAAACCUCAGAAUCUCAAACGGAGGAUGUUCAGAGGAGGUUUUAGGAAUCGAGGCGAGAAAUUUCGUGUCUCACGUUUACACGCCAAG
Messenger RNA from Galendromus occidentalis (western predatory mite), 2320 nucleotides. It is a transcript of the gene Mctp, whose product is annotated as multiple C2 domain and transmembrane region protein. Gene Ontology annotation, cellular component: synaptic vesicle membrane. Bases 201 to 2057 code for a protein of 618 amino acids. NCBI's taxonomy places the organism in Eukaryota, Metazoa, Arthropoda, Arachnida, Mesostigmata, Phytoseiidae. The transcript is spliced from 15 exons. Gene Ontology annotation, molecular function: calcium ion binding. The record is from RefSeq and is a predicted model, not a curated record. Gene Ontology annotation, biological process: regulation of neurotransmitter secretion.